AUGGAUGCCGCUCUGCUCCUGAACGUGGAAGGCGUCAAGAAGACCAUCCUGCACGGGGGCCUGGGGGAGCUCCCAAACUUCAUGACCGGGUCUCGGGUGACCUUCCAUUUCCGCACCAUGAAAUGCGACGGGGAGCGGACGGUGGUCGACGACAGCAAGCGGGCGGGGCAGCCCAUGCACCUCAUCAUUGGGAACAUGUUCAAGCUGGAGGUCUGGGAGCUCCUGCUGACGUCCAUGCGGGUCCGCGAGGUGGCCGAGUUCUGGUGUGACGCCAUCCACACGGGCGUCUACCCCAUUCUGUCCCGGAGCCUGCGGCAGAUGGCGGAGGGCAAGGACCCCACCGAGUGGCACGUGCACACGUGCGGGCUGGCCAACAUGUUCGCCUACCACACACUGGGCUACGCGGACCUGGACGAGCUGCAGAAGGAGCCGCAGCCUCUGCUCUUCGUGAUCGAGCUGCUGCAGGUGGAGGCCCCCAGCGAGUACCAGAGGGAGACCUGGAACCUGAGCAACGCCGAGAGGAUGCAGGCGGUGCCCAUCCUUCACGGAGAGGGAAACCGGCUCUUCAAGCUGGGCCGCCACGAGGAGGCCGCCACCAAGUACCAGGAAGCCAUCGUCUGCCUGAGGAACCUGCAGGCCAAGGAGAAGCCCUGGGAGGCUCCGUGGCUGAAGCUGGAGAAGAUGAUCAACACCCUCAUCCUCAACUACUGCCAGUGCCUGCUGAAGAGGGCAGAGUACUACGAGGUGCUGGAGCACACCAGCGACAUCCUGCGGCACCACCCCGGCAUCGUGAAGGCCUACUACGUGCGGGCCCGGGCCCACGCCGAGGUGUGGAAUGAGGCCGAGGCCAAGGCAGACCUGGAGAAGGUGCUGGAGCUGGAGCCGGCCAUGCGGAAGGCGGUGCGCAGGGAGCUGAGGCUGCUGGAGAGCCGCCUGGAGGAGAAGCGGGAGGAGGAGCGGCUGCGCUGCCGGCACAUGCUGGGCUAG
Pipistrellus nathusii (Nathusius's pipistrelle) is the source of this 987-nucleotide messenger RNA. NCBI's taxonomy places the organism in Eukaryota, Metazoa, Chordata, Mammalia, Chiroptera, Vespertilionidae. The record is from the annotation of a GenBank genome assembly.